This is a messenger RNA of Daucus carota subsp. sativus, 3643 nucleotides long. RefSeq names its product vacuolar protein sorting-associated protein 54, chloroplastic. The record is from RefSeq and is a predicted model, not a curated record. Gene Ontology annotation, biological process: Golgi to vacuole transport; retrograde transport, endosome to Golgi. The transcript is spliced from 18 exons. Gene Ontology annotation, cellular component: GARP complex. Lineage: Eukaryota; Viridiplantae; Streptophyta; Magnoliopsida; Apiales; Apiaceae. Gene Ontology annotation, molecular function: syntaxin binding. Bases 150 to 3335 code for a protein of 1061 amino acids.
CCAGAAAUCCAUUACUCCCAGAUCCAAAUCACCUUCACAUUUCUACACUCUCGCACAAAUACGCACAGAUUCAUCUCUCUCUCUCUCUCUCUCUCUCGCUCGCUCUCAUUUCAAAUAAAAAUUGAUGAUACAGAGAUCAUAAAGAGAGCAUGGAUUCACAACCUUCCCAAUCAUCGGGAAGGUUCUCACUGGACCAAUUCAACAACACUCCUAAAAGAUCAUCAUCGUCAUCGCUAUCGCACUCGCUAUCAAAAUCGAUCUCCGAUGCGUCGACACAAAGCCUCUCGGCGAUUCUCAACAAUCCUCAAUCUAACUCCGACGCCACGUGGGCGAGCUGGUGGUCCCCGUCCACCGUCGUAUCGCCGGCCGAAUUCGCGUCAAUUAACGUCACGAGUGCGAAAGCCGGCUCGGAGAUUAGUAAAUCGCAGUUCGAGCCGUACUCGCUGUCGAUUUUCGAGCAGUUUAAUCGGUUUAAUGAUAUUCAAUCGCAUAGGAUUAGGGAGAGUAGUGUUGAUAGUGAUGGAGGUCAAGGUGAGGCGUUGGUUGCGUGUUUACGAGAAGUGCCUGCAUUGUAUUUUAAGGAGGAUUUUGAGUUGGAGGAUGGGGGAACGUUUCGUGCUGCGUGUCCGUUCUCAACUGCCAAUGAGAAUUUGGUGUUGCAGGAGAAACUGUCACAGUACUUGGAUGUUGUUGAGCUGCAUUUGGUGAAGGAGAUUUCGUUGCGUUCUAAUUCGUUUUUCGAAGCUCAGGAGCAGUUGGAAGGGUUGAAUGUGAGGAUUGUGGAAGGUUGUGGUAGGAUUAGGGAGUUGAAGGAAACAAUUAGGAUAUUAGAUUCUGAUUUGGUUGAUUCUGCGCGGCAAAUUCAGGAGCAUAAUUCGACGAGGAGCAAUUUAUUGGUUUUGCAGCAGAAGUUAAGGCUUAUAUUGAAUGUUAAUCAUGCUUUGUCAGCUCUUAAAUUGCUUGUUGCAUCGGCAGAUUGUGCUGGAGCUUUGGAUGUUACUGAUGAUCUGCAGCAAUUACUGGAUGGGGAUGAGCUGACUGGUCUUCACUGUUUUCGUCACCUUGGGGAUCAUGUUAGUGGUGCACUAGAUUCAAUAAACAGCAUUCUUUCAGCAGAAUUUAUGCGUACAUCAAUACAAGAUACUGGAGACACGGAUGCGAUAAUAUUAUUAAAAUCAAAAGCAAGGGCAACAUCAGUCACAAAUGGGAUAGAUGUUAAAAUUAAUGAAGAAGAAAUGUCUAAUAUUCGAGAUCAGCUACUUCCUCUUAUUAUUGGUUUGCUUCGAACUGCAAAGCUUCCAACUGUUUUGAGAUUAUACCGUGAUACACUUACAGCAGAGAUGAAAUCUGCAAUUAAGAUGGUAGUUUCAGAACUACUUCCAGUUCUUGUUUCGAGACCAUCAGACUCAGAUUCCGCCCAAGGAGAGAGAGUUACUGAUUCAGAUAGUGGAGGGUCAUCACUUGUAAGUAAGCUUAAGACCCUGUCAGCGGACAACUUUGUUCAGCUUCUGAGGACUAUAUUCCGUGUUGUAUGGGCACACUUGGUGCGGGCGGCUGAAGUAAAAAAAGCUAUUGAAUGGAUCAUGUGCAAUCUUGAUGGUCACUAUGCUGCUGAAUCAGUUGCUGCGGCAAUUGCUGUUGGUGCAGUUACUGCAGAAGCAUCUCAAGAUUCUAAUGCUCAAGGUUCUUCCUUUCUCCCAUAUCAUCUCCCAAGAAACACUGCAGUGCCUCCUUCAUACCAGGGAAGGGGAAAGGAUGCAACUUCUUUAUCGAAUAUAUCAAGAAAUUUCCGAGCUGAUGUUUUAAGAGAAAACACGGAAGCUGUCUUUGCUGCUUGUGAUGCGGCACAUGGAAGAUGGGCUAAGCUCCUUGGGGUUCGUGCUGGUCUUCACCCGAAGUUGAGGUUGCAAGAGUUUUUAAGCAUGCAUGAUAUCACUCAGGAAUUUAUAACUGCAACAGAGAGGGUAUAUUUUUGCUAUUUUGCCUGUGUUUUUAUUUCUUCUGACAUUUCCCUGGAAUUAUCUUUUUAUAUAUUUGUGGUUUUAUUUCAUAUUAUGACAACAUCACAGAUUGGUGGAAGACUGGGUUAUAGCAUUCGCGGAACUUUGCAAUCACAGGCCAAAGCCUUUGUGGAUUCUCAGCAUGAUUCUCGAAUGGCUAAAAUAAGAGCAGUACUUGACCAGGAGACAUGGGCAGAAGUCGAUGUUAAUGAUGAAUGUCAGGCCAUCACGAAUUCAUUGUAUUUUGAGGAGCCUCUUGACGGUGGAGAUUUAGAUGAUGCUUCAAAUAGUGUUGCAAGAAGCGAAAAUGAAACGGUGUCAAGCAGUAGUUCAGUGAUAGCAGAUGGCCAAGAAACAAACUCUGUGCAAACCCUCCAGCGUACUAAGUCUACCGAAGUAUCUCCAGAUAUUGCAGCACAAAUAAAGGUAUCAUCUUCAAGUGGGCCAGUUGAUAAUAGUAAAGCUGAUGGUACUGCGCCAGGUCCAACUAACAGUGCUACUAAAAAGGAUCGAACGCUUACCUUUAAAGGUGUUGGAUAUCAUAUGGUAAACUGUGGCUUAGUCUUGCUGAAGAUGUUGUCGGAGUACAUUGAUAUGAAUGAUUCUUUGCCGGCAUUAUCUUCUGAAAUUGUUCAGCGUGUUGUUGAGCUCUUGAAAUUCUUUAACACAAGGGCUUGCCAGCUGGUCCUUGGUGCUGGAGCCAUGCAGGUAUCUGGUCUGAAGUCUAUCACUUCCAAACACUUGGCUCUAGCGAGUCAGGUUAUAAGCUUUACUUACGCCAUUAUACCUGAAAUCAGGAAGAUUCUGUUCACCAAAGUGCCCGAGAUACGACAGCCAUUGCUACUGGCCGAAAUUGAUCGUGUAGCACAAGACUAUAAGGUUCAUCGAGAUGAAAUACAUACAAAGCUUGUCCAAAUUAUGAGAGAAAGGUUGUUGUUUCAUCUCCGUGGCUUGCCACAAAUUGUUGAGAGUUGGAAUAGAACUGAAGAUAAUGAUUCACAGCCAAGUAUAUUUGCUCGGUCUAUUACAAAGGAAGUUGGCUAUCUUCAACGUGUCUUAUCACGAACCUUGCAUGAAGCUGAUGUUCAAGCAAUAUUUAGGCAAGUGGUUGUAAUCUUCCACACCCACAUUUCAGAUGCAUGUGCUCUAUUAGAGAUUAGCACACCACAAGCAAAAAACCGGUUGUAUUGUGACCUUCAACAGAUUCUUGGAUGCAUCAGAUCACUGCCAUCUGAUGAUUUGAAUAAAUCUGAGAUCCCUAAUUGGGGGAAGCUCGAUGAUUUUAUAGUACAAAGAUUUGGUGGCGAAGAUAGUCAGAUAAAAGUUGAUGUAUAGUUGUAAAUUGGUUUCUAUUUCAAUCCAACCAGUUUUCAAAGAACUGUGAUGGUAUUAGAGAAGCUGCUUUCAGCUGCGUGAAGGUGUUCAGUUUUUUUUUGUCGACAUACUAGUUUUUGAAGACUCACCAUCGGUAGCUGUUCGGCAAUCCAAUAUUGUUCCCAUGAUUGUAAUUUUGUGGUAUAGCUGGGACCUGUUGUAACAUUUGUAUCAGAGAGAACAAGUAUAUGGUGAUUUUCCAAGUUUGCCUUCUGUUCUUUGUCUUUUUAGGAGGCUCAAUCAUGUCCAUAUAGAGUUAUUGUAUCGCU